GCUCCAUCUGCCGCGCGGGGGCGGAGCCAGCGGUGCCGCGUCACGUGACGGCGGUGGCGGCGGUGACACCGGUGACACCGGGAGCGGGCCCCGCCGUCCCACGCUGCCACCAUGUCGGGCAAGGACCGCAUCGAGAUCUUCCCGUCCCGGAUGGCUCAGACCAUCAUGAAAGCUCGUUUGAAAGGAGCUCAGACUGGUCGUAAUCUCCUGAAGAAAAAAUCUGAUGCUUUGACACUUCGAUUUAGGCAGAUCCUUAAGAAAAUUAUUGAGACUAAGAUGCUGAUGGGUGAGGUGAUGCGAGAAGCUGCCUUUUCACUUGCUGAGGCGAAGUUUACAGCAGGAGAUUUCAGUACCACUGUGAUCCAAAAUGUGAACAAAGCUCAAGCCAAGAUCAGAGCUAAAAAAGACAAUGUAGCAGGUGUAACCCUGCCAGUUUUUGAGCACUACCAGGAAGGAGGAGACAGCUAUGAAUUGACUGGCUUGGCCAGAGGUGGAGAACAGCUGGCUAAGCUGAAGAGGAACUAUGCCAAAGCUGUGGAGCUGCUUGUGGAACUGGCCUCCUUACAGACAUCCUUCCUUACUUUGGAUGAUGCCAUUAAAAUAACAAACAGACGUGUGAAUGCAAUUGAACACGUGAUUAUUCCCAGGAUCGAGCGUACUCUUUCUUAUAUCAUCACAGAGCUGGAUGAACGAGAACGAGAGGAAUUCUACAGGUUGAAGAAGAUCCAGGAGAAGAAGAAAGUAUUGAAAGAAAAAUCUGAGAAAGAACGGGCGCUGCGAAGGGCUGAUGGUGGGGAGUCUGAACCAGCCAAUCUGUUAGUAGAAGAGAAGGAUGAGGACCUUCUCUUUGAGUAACCCAGCACAGUUGUUGGAUAUGGAACAGGGGACCCAGAAUAAAGAAUAUCCAAUUGAAAUAUAAUUCAGGACAUGUUGCCUCAAUGAUACUUACGUGGCUUCUCAGUUGGUGUGUAAGUCUUGAGUUGAAUGGAUUGUGGAUUUCUCCUGGGAGAUUAGAAAUCUGUGAACUUAAUGGCAACAUAAGAGGAAAAGGAGAGAUGAGGUGCUUUACUAUCAGGAAAGCUGCCUAUUAUGUGUUCAACCUGUUCCUUCACUUAGUAGGAACGACUGUACAUAGCUGUGUUUUUUGCAGGAUGACUCUGGAUUUGUCUAAUCAAGAUUCCUCUAUAGUUAUUACUCCCCUUCCUAGUGCAUGCUAGGAAAAUGUUAUUUAAGAAGGGAGAUGCAUGUAAUGUUCUUUACUGCAGAACUAUUAAUGUUCAUGUUGAUUAAAGCAGGUAUUGGCACGCUUAAGUCAAACAUCAGUAAAGACAACACUAGUUUUCUGCCCUGUUGACAAAAUCCACAGUCCUCUCUGACUUUUGUUGCACGAUUGUUACCAUUGAUCUAAGACCUAAAGAUCUUGGUUUUAAUUAGAGGCUCUGCCAACUUGUGUACUGUCUGUGCUAGAAACAAGUAAAAAUUUUAAAUGUUAAA
Molecule: messenger RNA, 1494 nt
Organism: Melopsittacus undulatus (budgerigar)
Lineage: Eukaryota; Metazoa; Chordata; Aves; Psittaciformes; Psittaculidae
Gene: ATP6V1D
Product: ATPase H+ transporting V1 subunit D
Exons: 9
Coding region: 112-855 (247 amino acids)
Cellular component (GO): proton-transporting V-type ATPase complex
Molecular function (GO): proton-transporting ATPase activity, rotational mechanism
Source: RefSeq, a predicted model, not a curated record